Molecule: messenger RNA, 872 nt
Organism: Hydra vulgaris (swiftwater hydra)
Lineage: Eukaryota; Metazoa; Cnidaria; Hydrozoa; Anthoathecata; Hydridae
Product: motile sperm domain-containing protein 1
Cellular component (GO): cytoplasm
Source: RefSeq, a predicted model, not a curated record
CUAUAAAAAUAAAAUAACAUUUAGAUUUAAUGAGUUCAAAAGAAGAAAGUGUUGGCAAAUUACCAGUGUUUGUGUUCCCUGAAACCUUAAACUUUUUUUCCGACAAUCAAUCAUCACACAAACAAGUUCUAACCCUUUAUAACCCAUAUGAAUUUGCAUUACAGUUUAAAGUAUUGUGCAAUAACCCAACAAAGUAUAAUGUUGUUGAAUCUGAAGGUAUUAUAAAACAGAAAUGCUGUGUUGAUAUAGUAGUUCGUGUAACAGAUAUACAAAAUAUAACUAAAAGAGAAGAUAAAUUCAGAAUCCAUUUGUAUCAAUAUGGAGUUGAAAAAUUGCUGGGCAAGAAAGACAUUGUGGCUCAAUGUACCGAGAGUAAAGAGUUUGUUAUGCAAUCAGUAAAGAGGUCUGGCUCUAGUAUGUACGAUAGCAGUGAACCAAUAGAAAGAAAUAGUAGAAGAGAAUCUGUUAUUGUUCAACGUUCACUUCCAAGCUUACCUGUCAUAAUAAUAAGUUUAGCAUCUAUCAUUGUCUUAAUGCUACCUACACAUGGUGAAAAGGUCAACAACAGUUUUAUUCCUGAUUAUCUAUUUAUGUCUUUCAAUCAAAAGCUUAUUGCUGCUUAUAUUUUAGGUCUUGUUACAAUGGCAGUGUUGAAAACAUGACUAACUUAAUCUAUCCUUCGUAUUUAUGGACACCGUUCUUAUUAGCGAUUUAAAUUUUAACUUAAUAAUAUCAUGGACGAUUUAAAAAAAAAAAAUUUUAAUCAAAAGCGGCAUACAAUACAAAAAAACAUUUUUAUUUAAACAAAAUAUUUACAGUAAAUUUUCAGGUUUUAAUUAUGACUUAAAUAUUACAAGUAAUCCGAAAUCAUA